UGGUGCCUGUGUGCGCCCUCCAUACGCAUGCGCCGUAGUAUCAUCGCUGCAGAGCGCUCGCGUAGGCUGCCAGUGAUACACACAUGCAGAGAGUCCGCGGAGAAGCGGCGGCACUGUCCUCCAUUCCCUCAGCCGCGAGAAUGCAGCGAUACUCAUAGCAGCACGCCGACGCGUUCUGACUCGCUCCGCCGCUGAUGGGUGAUUAGCUGGACUAGCCACGCAGAGGACCGUCUCUACUCGCGGGAGGACUAAGCAGAGGCACCAUGCCCCUUGUCCAGCGCAGCAUCGAGCCCAGGCACCUGUGUCGUGGCGCUCUGCCUGAUGGCGUCACCAGUGAACUGGAGUGUGUGACCAAUAGCACACUGGCGGCCAUCAUCAAACAGCUGGGCGGGCUCAGCAGGCAUGCGGAGGACAUCUUUGGAGAGCUGUUUACAGAGGCUAACAGCUUCUACCUCAGGAUGAGCGGCCUGCAGGAGAGAGUGGACCUGCUGGCUGUGAAGGUCACCCAGCUAGACUCCACCGUGGAGGAGGUGUCUCUCCAGGACAUCAACAUGAGGAAGGCGUUUAGGAGCAGCACCAUCCAGGACCAGCAGGUGGUGUCACGCUCCUCCAUCCUCAACCCCGUCAUGGACAUGUACCAACGCUGUGACAAGCCCCCACCCCUCAACAUCCUCAGCCCCUACAGGGAUGAUAAGAAGGAUGGUCUGAAGUUCUACACGGACCCGUCCUACUUCUUCAACCUCUGGAAGGAGAAGAUGCUGCAGGCCACCGAGAACAAGAGGAAGGAGAAGAGGAGGCAGAAGGUUUGUCUGUCGGAGCAGAAGCAGGUGGAGGACCCCGGCAGGGAGGUGAAGAAGGUCCGUAAGGCUCGUAACCGCCGACAAGAGUGGAACAUGAUGGCGUACGACAAGGAGUUCCGCCCGGACACACGCCUCACACCCUCACCCUACCACGGCAUGUCCUCAGAAGGAUCACUGUCCCCAGACAGGUCAGGGCUUUCAGACGAGAUGUCCUACCCCACCUCCCCCAGCCUCCCCAACCAGGAAGCAGCUGCCCCUGAUGGGAUGGAUCAUCUGACCAAUCCCAACCAGACCCAAUCUCUGGACCGCGCCUACCGCCCUCCUGCCUCUGCCGUCGCCGCGGCCACCGCUCGUCAGCACUCCCUGGGGCGCACCCAGCCGCACCCGCAUCACGGAGCCCCGCCCGCUGACUCCGCCCUGAACGGACCACGCCCUUCAACUACUAAGGACGCUAGCGGCCACCAGACUGAGCACUUCAUCCCACCCGCCCCCCCUCCGCCCCCCCCUCUCAUCCCCUCCGCCCAGACAGCCUUCGACAGCACCUCUGCCCCCUCCUCCUUGCCCCCCUCCCUUGCUCCCUCCCUCGCUGCCCUCUCCCGCCCCUACAGCCCCUCCCCACCUCCUCCCCCGCCAGCCAACUACGUCCCCUCCCCGUCCCACCCGGCCGGCGGCCCCCCUGCCGCCCCACCCCCGCCUCCCCCGGGCCCCCCCAGCCACGCCCUGUCCCCUGCACGGGGCCUACACCUCCCGUCUGGGGAGCCCAGGAAGGGGGCGGUGCCCGCCAUGCCCAUGACCGACGCACGCAGCGACCUGCUGUCUGCCAUACGCAGAGGCAUCCAGCUGAGGAAGGUGCAGGAGCAGAGGGAGCAGGAGGCCAAGAAGGAGCCAGUAGGAAACGACGUGGCCACCAUCCUAUCACGUCGCAUCGCCGUGGAGUACAGCGAAUCGGACGAGGACUCGGAGCCUGAGGAGAACGAGUGGUCCGACUGAGGAAUUUAGGGUGGGGGAGCCGGGGGGGGGGGAGGUGCUGCUAUUCCAAUACCUGGACACACAUUAACACACACUCACCAUACAUACACACGCACACACACAUGCAUGCACAUACAGGCACACAAACACACACGUACACAAUCAUCACAGGCAUUUGUCUCAGUUUCUAGGGAGAUACAUAGGUUAAUGAAUACAGUCCAGAUAUAUCCUAGACCCCGAGGGAGAGAGGGAGAGAGGGAAGAAGG
This is a messenger RNA of Osmerus eperlanus (European smelt), 2035 nucleotides long. RefSeq names its product actin-binding protein WASF3. Gene Ontology annotation, cellular component: SCAR complex; cytoskeleton. Gene Ontology annotation, biological process: positive regulation of Arp2/3 complex-mediated actin nucleation; actin cytoskeleton organization. Gene Ontology annotation, molecular function: actin binding; Arp2/3 complex binding; protein kinase A regulatory subunit binding. The transcript is spliced from 9 exons. The record is from RefSeq and is a predicted model, not a curated record. Lineage: Eukaryota; Metazoa; Chordata; Actinopteri; Osmeriformes; Osmeridae. Bases 264 to 1790 code for a protein of 508 amino acids.